AUGGUUGGAGGCCAGAGACGGCAAGCCCUGAAGCAUUAUCAGCGCGAUUUCUAUGCGCACAGUGCUGCUGCUUCAAAAGCAGUGAAUAACGAUACCAAUGAUGCGCCUCAACACACACAUGAUGUUCAACAACGCAAGCACAGCAGUUUUGAAACAGGACAAAGUGGGCGGUUGAACGUCUCUUCAACCUACUACACUGUUCCAAAUUCUCCAGGGAAACGCUGUCGUGGAGAUUCAGAAGUCCUACUGGAGACUACAGAGUUUAACUUUACAACUCUCGAUGACUUUCCUGAUAACCUUCAAAAUGACACGCCAGAGUUUGUAGAAUUCGCGAGGCAAAAACGCACUGUGGUUCAUGGUGAGGCCUUGCGCUUAUGGGAAUCUGAUGCCAACUUGUUCUUGGAGGAAUUCCUCCGUCUGGAGGGUCAGGGCGACUAUUCGCAAGACAUUUGUGUUUGUGGUGAGGAAGCUGCGAUAUAUCGUUGUCAGGAUUGUGAUGGUUCCGAGAUGUUCUGUCAUUUGUGUAUGGUCCGUGUACAUGCAAGACAGCCGUUUCAUAAAAUGGAGCGUUGGGAUGGCAUCUCAUUCGACGAUAUUACCUCGAAGUCCAUGGGGAUACGUUUGCAACUUGGACACACCUCUGGCGUUUGUUGUGACAACCCACUCCCUGCUUUCAAUGACGACUUCGUUAUCAUCCACUACAACAGUAUCUACAAAGUGGGGUUAGAUUUCUGCAGAUGCGCUUCUGCUCAGCCACACAUCGUUCAACUACUACGUGUUCAUCUCUUUCCUGCCACAACAGUCGAUCCCAAAACAGCCGCAACAUUUCAGGCACUGGAAUACUUUCAAAUGUUGUCUUUCAAGUCCAAAGUUUCCACAUUUGAAUUUUACAAAACAGCUGCCCGUUUGACGGACAAUACAGGAAUUCAUGUACCAAAGGACCGUUAUGAAUCUAUGUUGAGCAUGAUGCGAGAGUGGUUGUUCAUCAAGCAGAUGCAACGCGCUGGUCAAGGUCAUCACCCCAAAGGUAUCGCAGCAACUGAACCAGGUGCAUGUGCUGUAUUAUGUCCUGCAUGUCCCCAUGUAGGAAAAAAUCUGCCAGAUAAAUGGGAAAACGCACCAUCUGAAAUACGAUUCCUAUAUGCCUUAUUUCUGGGCAUUGAUGCCAAUUUUCGUCUGGCUCGCCAUAAUGUCUCUUCGGCCACGGCCGAUCCUGGUCUCAAUCACGGAUAUGCUUUUUUUGUAGAGGAACAUGCCUACAAAAGUUUCAUCAGUUCACAAGAACGAGCUGCCCAGGAGAUGAGUUCGUGCUCCAGUCACAAUGCGGUAAAUCUCGCAGAUACAAGAGUCUCGCGUGGGCUUGCGGCCACUGGCGCCGGUACCAUCGAUUGUGCACGACACAAUUUCAAACAGCCCUGCUCCAUCGGCGACUUACAAAAGGGCGAACGGUACCUUAAUAUGGAUUACUUAUUUUUCUCUAGCAUGCGGUCUUCAUCGGACAUAGUGGCAUUAAAUAUAUCAUACGAUAUUGCUUGCCAAUGGAGCAAGCAUAUCUGGACACGUAUGUCCACCUUCCCGCACCAGUACCACAUCAAACACCACGAAAAGUCCAUUGUGUUUCUCGUACUGAAAUUUCACCUGCCAGCCCACAUCGCCAAAUGCCAGACAUCCUUCUCCUUCAAUCUGAUCAAGGGCGUUGGUCACACAGACAGUGAAGCUCCAGAGCGCGGGUGGGCGGACAUCAACCCCAUUGCUACAAGUACACACAAAAUGGGUCCCGGUUCAAGGUGUGAUACCUUAGAUGACCACUUCAAUGAUUGGAAUUGGAAGAAGAUAUGCGCAAUGGGUUUAAUUUUCCGCCGAAAGUACAACUUCGCAUUAAUCGAGGUCCAAGAACGUGUCAACAAUCUCACCAAUUUCGAGGCUUCUCUUGCCACAGAUGAGCUAGCCGAAUGGAGGAAGGACAUUGAGGCAUGGGAGGAAGACCGUUCACGACCGAACCCAUUUGAAGACAGAGCUACGACAACAAUAACUCAGGCUGCCGUGCGUCUGGCCUUAUCAACAGCAGAGGCCACAGAGAUUGAGCACGGUAACGAUGUGUCCUUACAUGAUGAUAUCUCGCCAUCAGUGCUGAUUUCAUCGGGAUUAGAACUUGAAGAUCAACAGUGCCGUCUUGAAUUUGAUGCCAAGGUGGUUGGACAACACACUACAGAUGUUCAGAAGGGCAAGCUCUUACAGCGGGUGAAUGCUCUUCGCCGACACAUUGACACAUGGGGCCGGGUACAGUUGUUGUAUAUUCCUGGCGUCUCCCGCCUGCGGUCGCCGGAUGAUGUUGCAACUGAAGCCAAGGUUCACAACAUUAACCCGUUCCUGCCGUCCUCUCUACCCCAUCGAGUACCAUGUGACGACCGCUUGCUCGAACAUGAGUGGGAGUUGCGUGAAGCUCAAGCGUAUGACACACUGAAUGACCUCCGCACUGUGCUCAACCUGCGAUACCAUCUUUACAAGUAUAAGGAUACAUUUAUCCGAGGACAGCGAGCAAAUACCCAAGCGAACAGAAUCAUCAAUAAUGCUGAAUGUCGCAUCGAUGCCUUAUCACUUAAGUAUUCCACCUCUAGAAGCGCACUUCUGAAUCUGGCAUCAAGGCUGGGCAAGAACGACAACUGGGAGAGGAGCCUGAAGCCACUCGACAAGCAAAAGGAUGCAGUACCACUCAAACACGACGAUGGCCGAAUGAUGGGGCAGCAAAGUAUAUCAUGGAUCUGGAAGACUUCAGGCUCCAACAGCAAUGAGCUAGGGCUGCAGGACUCACUACGUGUUGAAUGGUGCAAGGCACGAGCGCGAGCUCAUCGGUGGGAGGAAGAAGUGCAGUUAUUGCAUGAGGAAAUGCGCUGCGUCAUUGCAUUUCUCGACUGGCACAUUGGCUGGUGGGACACGCAAGGUUCACGACGUACUUUUAGCUCACUGCAAGCCAGAGAGGGUGCACUUGCUUAUGCCCAACGCCAGGCCAAUCUACGCCGAAAAAUGGCUGUCCACUUCAAAUCCAUGUGGGCAGCCAACUCUUCAUGGCAAGCUCCCCUCACAGUUGAUCUUCAUUCCUAG
This is a messenger RNA of Suillus fuscotomentosus, 3102 nucleotides long. RefSeq lists its product as uncharacterized. The record is from RefSeq and is a predicted model, not a curated record. Lineage: Eukaryota; Fungi; Basidiomycota; Agaricomycetes; Boletales; Suillaceae. The transcript is spliced from 10 exons. The coding region runs from base 1 to 3102 and encodes 1033 amino acids.